This is a messenger RNA of Ictalurus punctatus (channel catfish), 1345 nucleotides long. It is a transcript of the gene tmem231, whose product is annotated as transmembrane protein 231. Lineage: Eukaryota; Metazoa; Chordata; Actinopteri; Siluriformes; Ictaluridae. Gene Ontology annotation, biological process: cilium assembly; regulation of protein localization. Bases 281 to 1210 code for a protein of 309 amino acids. Gene Ontology annotation, cellular component: ciliary membrane; ciliary transition zone. The transcript has 7 exons. The record is from RefSeq and is a predicted model, not a curated record.
GUCAUGGUAACGCCGCGACGCUUCGCAGCCCGGAAGUAACCCUAACUUGUGUGAGGCUAGUGUAUUAGCGGGGCGAAAUUAAGGUUUAUAAAGACAUAUGCAGUUAACCAGAUUUAUAAUUAUACUUACAAGUACGAUAGGAUAUAAAAUAUUCCCCCAACGUGAACGACUCAUCUAUCAAACACAGUCAGCUGAGAGGAGAAAGCUAUAGCUGCAUGUUAGCAUGCAUGCUAGUAAAGUUUAGCUGAAACACGGAGCUCGUGCUGUAUCGGGGUUAAUAAUGGGAUUUUAUGAAGUGUAUUCUCACCCGGUUUUAAUCCGGUAUAAAGCCAGUGUGUGUUCCCGGGCCAGUGUGUUUGUGCUGGUGGUGUAUCUGCUCACAUACAUCCCUCCUCUACUCAUCACCUAUAGAAGCCAAGGGUUCUGGCUGAAACAGAGCUCGUAUGAAGAGCAGCCUGUGGUUCAGUUCCAGUAUGAGAUGUUGAUGAUGGGUGUGACGAGUGUUAGUGGAGAUUAUGUAGCGUGGAGCACCUUCUCCAACUUCAACACCCUGCUGGGGGACAAACUGCGCAUUCCCACCGUGUCUGUGCGAGAGAGCGACAGGAAUGGUGAUGGCAAAGCAGACCGUCUGUCUAUGCAGCUGUCGAUCCCUCUGAACAGCGCAGAGCAGAUCUACAGCGUCCAACUACUGCUCACAUUCUCCUACCAACUCCAUCGGAUGUCGGUGGUGGUGAUGCAGUCGAUGUUGUUGCUCCAGUCCUCGUCUCCUGUCCCCGUGUCUCAGCUCUUCAUCAGUGGAGAUCUGAAGCUGCAGCAGAAGGAGCCUCUCUCUCACCGCGGUGUACACACUGAUUAUAACGUGUCUGUGAUCGACUCAGCGAGUCCUUUUGCAAACUCUUAUGAUCUGACCACCAUCGUCAGGAACUACCAGGAGAGGAACUUAACCACCUAUCUGUCGUGUCCUGUCCCAGUGUGGACUUUCGGUCGAGCAGCGAACGCACCGUUUCAGAUCAUCGCAGAAAUCCGUUACCCGGUGGAGACAAUAACGUAUCGGCCGGGCUUCUGGGAGACGGUGAAGUUUGCCUGGGUUCAGUACGUCAGCGUGUUGCUCAUCUUCCUCUGGAUCUUCCAACGCAUCCAAACCUUCGUCUUCCACAACCGUGUCCUGCCCACUGUACCUGUCUCCCUGCACAAACCGCACUCCUCCUGACCUGUGUGUGUGUGUGUGUGUGUGUGUGUGUGUGUGUGUGUGUGUGUGUGUGUGUGAAUGAUGUGUACAGUUUGAUAUAAUAGCAUCACUGUAGUUUUUUGUAAAUGUCUCAGUGAUUAAACAUGUCUGUUCAGA